CGGAGAAUUGGCGUGAUGUCUGGGGAUAGCAGCAGCCGCCGGUCGGAGGGCCGGGGUCUGGGCCGGGGCCACGACCUCGACCAGGACGCGCAGCGGGACCACACCCGCUCCCGCUCGCGGUCGCCGUUGUCGGCGGGAUCCCGCCGCGGCGCCGCGCCCGAGCGCAGGGAGGCCCCGGAGCGCCCGAGCCUGUACGAGGAGGAGCCAUCGGAUUCGGGGGACGAGGGCCUGGAUCCGGCGAGCCUGGAGGCGGAGGCCGACCAAGGCCUGUGCCGCCAGAUCCGCCACCAGUACCGGGCGCUCAUCAACUCCGUCCAACAAAACCGGGAGGAUAUCCUGAAUGCUGGUGACAGAUUAACAGAGGUCCUUGAAGAGGCCAACACUCUGUUUAAUGAAGUGUCCCGAGCAAGAGAAGCAGUCCUAGAUGCCCACUUCCUUGUUUUGGCUUCUGAUUUGGGAAAAGAGAAAGCAAAGCAGCUGCGUUCUGACCUGAACUCGUUUGAUACGUUAAGAUAUGUUGAGGCUCUACUGACACAUAUGGGUGUGAAUCCGCUAGAGGCUGAAGAACUCAUCCAUGAUGAAGGUGGUUCCGAUUCGGAGUUGUUAGUCUAUGACUCCUGGAAACGAGCAGGCAAAACAGCGGAGAACACCUUUAAUAAAACCCAUACAUUCCAUUUUCUGUUGGGUUCAAUACAAGGAGAGCCCCCUGAGCCAAAGCCACGAGCCGAUCGUCCAAAAAAAACUCGUACGACAGAAGAGCAGAGGGUCAUGCCCACCCAGUUAAAAAGAAUGGAAGAAUCUCAUCAAGAAGCAACAGAAAAAGAAGUAGAAAGAAUCUUGGGCUUGUUGCAAACCUAUUUUCAAGAAGAUCCUGACACGCCUAUCUCCUUCUUUGACUUUGUGGUUGACCCACAUUCUUUUCCCCGUACGGUAGAAAACAUCUUUCAUGUUUCCUUCAUUAUAAGGGAUGGCUUUGCAAGAAUAAGACUUGACGACGAUCGACUGCCAGUAAUAGAGCCUGUUAAUACUAACGAAGAAAAUGAGGGAGUUGACCAUAACACCCAGACGAGGCAUCAAGGCAUCAUAGCUCUGAGUUACCGGGACUGGGAGGAAAUUGUCAAGACCUUCGAGAUCUCAGAGCCUGUGAUUGCCUCAAGUCAGAGCCAGCAGAGGCCGGGCAGCUGAUGUAACCCGAGGCAGAAGAUGCCAACGUAGUCUCAAGUGUCCACCUGAUCCAAGAAGCUCACACCUCACCAGCGUCCCUCUCCAACCCAUUGUCCAGUCCAAUCCCUGUCUGAAGAGUUGGCUUCGGAAAUGGUUCCUGUCCUGGGCCAACAGAAGGUCUGGGAGCCAUGAGCACCGGGGUCCUUCUAGUCUCAGUCAGACCAUUAAGUCUGGUCAUCUGAGAAUUUGGGGUUUGCAUCCUACUGCUCCUGCUCCCUCAGGGGUUCUCUGUUGUGUUCCCCGUCAGGGCAGUCAUCAGCUAUAGCCGGGUACCAUCUAGUUCUUCUGGUCUCAGAAUGAUGUAGUCUCUGGUUCAUGUGGCCCUUUCUGUCUCUUAAACUCUUAAUUACCUUGUGUCCUUGGUGUUCUUCAUUCUUCUUUGAUCCAGGUGGGUUGAGACCAAUUGAUGCAUCUUAGAUGGCUGCUUGCUAGUGUUUAAGACCCCAGACGCCACUCUUCAAAGUGGGAUGUGGAAUGUUUUCUCAGUAGAUUUUGUUAAGCCAGUUGACUUAGAUGUCCCCUGAAACGAUGGUCCCCAAACCCCUUCCCCUGCUACACUGCCCUUCGAAGCAUUCAGUUUAUUCAUGAAACUUCUUUGCUUUUGGCUUAGUCCAGUUGUGCUGACCUCUCCUGUGUUGUGUGUUGUCUUUCCCUUCACCUAAAGUAGUUCUUAUGUACUAUCUAAUUAGUGAAUACCCCUCUCCCACCCUCCCUCCCUCCCCCUUCUCGUAACCACAAAAGCAUGUUUUCUUAGUUUAAAGUAUUUCUCGAGUUCUUAUAAUAAUGGUCUUAUUCAAUAUUUGUCCUUUUGCAACUAAUUUCACUCAGCAUGCUUUCCAGGUUCCUGCAUGUUACGAAAUGUUUCACAGAUUCUUCACUAUUCUUUAUCGAUGUGUAGUAUUCCAUUGUGUGAAUAUACCGUAAUUUGUUUAUCCAUUCAUCCAUUGAUGGGCACCUUGGUUGCGUCCCUCUUUUUGCUAUUGUAAACAGUGCUGCAAUAAACAUGGGUGUGCAUAUAUCUGUUUGUGUGAAGGCUCUUAUUUCUCUAGGAUAUAUUCCGAGGAGUGGGGUUGCUGGAUCAUAUGGUAGUUCUAUUUCUAGCAUUUUAAGGAAGUGCCGAAUCGAUUUCCAAAGGGGUUGUACCAUUUGACAUUCCCACCAGCAGUGUAGAAGUGUUCCAAUCUCUCCACAGCCUCUCCAACAUUUAUUCUUUUGUGUUUUUUGGAUUAAUGCCAGCCUUGUUGGAAUGAGAUGAAAUCUCAUUGUAAUUUUGAUCUGCAUUUCUCUAAUGGCUAAUGAUCGUGAACAUUUCCUCAUAUAUCUGUUAGCUACCUGAAUGUCUUCUUUAGUGAAGUGUCUAUUCAUAUCUUUUGCCCAUUUUUUAAUGUGGGUUAUUUGUCUUUUUGCAGUUGAGUUUUUGCAGUAUCAUGUAGAUUUUAGAGAUCAGGUGCUGAUCAGAAGCGUCAUAGCUAAAAACUUUUUCCCAGUCUGUAGGUAGUCUUUUUGCUCUUUUGGUGAAGUCUUUGGAUGAGCAUAGGUGUUUGAAUUUUAGGAGCUCCCAGUUAUCUAGUUUUUCUUCUACAUUCUUUAUCAUGUUUUGUAUACUGUUUAUGCCAUGUAUUAGGGCUCCUAACGUUGUCUGUAUUUUUUCUUCCAUGAUCUUUAUCGUUUUAGAUUUUAUAUUUAGGUCUUUGAUCCAUUUUGAGCUUGUUUUUGUGCAUGGCGUGAGGUAUGGGUCUUGUUUCAUUUUUUGCAGAUGGAUAUCCAGUUAUGCCAGCACUGUUUGUUAAAAAGACUGUCUUUUCCCCAUUUAACUGUUUUGGGGCCUUUGUCAAAUAUCAACUGCUUAUAUGUGGAUGGAUUUAUGUCUGGAUUCUCAAUUCUGUUCCAUUGGUCCAUGUAUCUGUUGUUGUACCAGUACCAGGCUGUUUUGACUACUGUGGCAGUAUAGUAGGUUCUAAAAUCAGGUAAAGUAAGGCCUCCCACUUUGUUCUUCUUUUUCAGUAAUACCUUGUUUAUCCAGGGCCUCUUUCCCUUCCAUAUGAAGUUGGUGAUUUGUCUCUCCAUCUCAUUAAAGAAUGUCGUUGGGAUUUGCAUCGGAAUUGCAUUAAAUGUAUAGAUCGCUUUUGGUAGAAUAGACAUUUUUAUAAUAUUAAGUCUUCCUAUCCAUGAGCAGGGUAUGUUUUUCCACUUAUGUAAGUCUUUUGGUUUCUUGCAGAAGUGUACUGUAGUUUUCUUUGUAUAAGUCUUUUACAUCUCUGGUAAGAUUUAUUCCUAAGUAUUUUAUCUUUUUGAGGGCUACUGUGAAUGACAUUGAUUUGGCGAUUUCCUCUUUCAUGUUCUUUUUGUUGGUGUAGAGGAAUCCAACCGAUUUUUGUGUUUAUCUUGUAUCCCGAUAACUCUGCUGAACUCUUCUAUUAGUUUCACUAGUUUUCUGGAGGAUUCCUUAGGGUUUUCUGUGUAUAAGAUCAUGUCAUCUGCAAAUAGAGAUACUUUUACUUCUUCCUUGCCAAUCUGGAUGCCCUUUAUUUCUUUAUCUAGCCUAAUUCCUCUGGCUAGGACCUCCAAGACAGUGUUGAAUAAGAGUGAUGAUAAAGGGCAUCCAUGUCUGGUUCCCGAUCUCAAUGGGAAUGUUUUCAGGCUCUCUCCAUUUAGGGUGAUGUUGGCCGUUGUUUCAUGAUUCUUGUCAGAGGUUUACACUUUAGGAAGAUAAAACAACUAGACAGUAAAAAAACUUUGUUUUUUAGAAUUUAAUGCAGAAAAAUAUAGUAGAGAAAUUUGUCACUUAAGAUCGAGCACAGUCACAUUUAGGCGUCCUUGAGACCUCUUUGAGCUCUGGUGGUGCAGUGGUUAAGAGCUCAGCUGCUUACCAAAAGGUCAGCAGUUCAAAUCCACCAGCCGCUCCUUGGAAACCCUAUGGGGCAGUUCUACUCUGUCCUAUAGGGUCGCUAUGAGUCAGAAUCAACGCGACAGCAAUGGGUUUGAGACCUAUUGGUCUUAACCUGAUUACUUAGCAAGUAGGUUCUAUGUUUAACACCCUGGGUUAUAAAUAUUUUCUCUGGCUUCUCUUAGCAGCAAAAGAAUGAUUUUAUAAUAUAAAUUUAGGAAAAAAAAGUAUGUUUAGAUCCAAGAGAUCUGCUUCCUAUUUGCCUUUUGAGUAAAACUAAUUCCUUUAGUUUACUUUCAGUUUAGUUAACUGCCAACAGUUAACUUGCUAGGUGCUAGCGGAAAGAUUAGAGGUUUGCAUGCACCCAGAAGUGCUUUAGAAGAACAGCCUGGCGAUCGACUUCUGAAAACGCAGCUACUGAAGACCCCACGGAGCACAGUUUACUCUGACACACAUGGGGUCACCUUGAGUUGGAGCUGACUCUAGGGCAACUGGUUUAAUUCCUUUCUUAGGGACACAGACCUGUAUUUCUGCUUUCAUGUUUUUCUUUUCUAAGAGGUUCUUAUGGUAUUGUUUCCAUAGCAACAUUUAUUGAGUUUACUCAGCACUAGACACUGUGCUGUGAACUUCCAUGGAUUAUUUUACUUAAUCUUCAAAACAACUUGUUAGCCCCCAUUUCAUGGUAGAACUGUGGCCGGGAGAGGUUCAAGGGACUUGUGAGAGGUCCUGGGGUUGGUUUCAGGGGCAGGGUUUGUGUCCAUGUGACUCCAGAAUACACACCUCCCACCAUGUAAGACACCUGUUCCCAAAUAAAUGAGCACUCUUGUCUUUAGUCCAAACAGAAGGGAUGUAAUACCUACUGUUCUUCUGUGCUUAGGGCCAGCCAUUCUGAGUCUGUCACCCUCAGAGGCUGGCAGGAUGAGGCCUGAUCCUUUGAGGGCUCCCUCCCGGGUCCCCUCCUGGCAGCGCCGUUGGUCCUGUCCUUGCAACUUGCAGCCUCACGCCUUCUCUCUGCGGCAUUUUGUGCUUCGGCCUUGGCCCUCUCAAUCGCCAGCUUUACAUACAGCAUCUUUGCUUUUCAGUCCUCUCUGCGCCUGCCCCCUAAACUGCUCUGUAGCGCGCUGAGUUUCCUCUUCCUGAAAACACUCUCUCCCGUCCGUUUCAGCCUUUCAGCUGUCUACUGCUGACCUGUACAGCUCCUUGGGGUGAUUUCUAGGGUAACCAGAAGUCACAAGUGUUUGUGUGUCAUCGCUGUCCUGGACUGAGACUACUGUGAGGUGGGAUAUGAAGACAUAGUCUGGUUGGCAGGGGAUGAGCGCCCCCCAGUGUGAGCUGGGCUGCCUGCCGCCUUAGACACUAGGAGGGGCUGAGUUCACAGAGCCCCCCACCUCCGGGCACCUUUAAAGGCAGCAUGCACACCUUUUUCACUUCUGUCUGUUAGGAACGUACAUAGCGUCUUUUCCAUAGAAGUAGAAUUGGCGGAAGCCUUGGAGUGGAUCCUGCAGGAACACACACAGUAGCUGGUGGAGGCAGACCAGUGCGUGUGGCCCAGCCGCCUGUCAUCAUCGCUGAGCGUGCUGCUCACUUAAAUGCUCCUUUGCUGCCACAGAGUUUCUGAGCUUUUAAGAAAGUUUAAUGUAUUUUUACCCGCUGCUGUUGAGUCAAUUCUGACUGCCUCAUAGCCACCCUACAGGACAGAGUAGAGCUGCUCCAUAGGGUUUCCAAGGAGCGGCUGGGUGGAUUUGAGCUGCUGACAACUGGGGCUCCUUUUUAAUCACACGUUAUUUAAUUGGGCUCCUAACAGUCAUUAGUUAAAGGCAGGGAAGCAAAAAAUACACCACGGUUGAAAUACAAAUCAAUGACAAUGACUCUGCGUAUUUACUUCAAGAUAUUCUUUACCACAGAGGUAAGCUACAUUCGUCUGGACAGAGUUAUCAUGUAGCCCAUUCACAAGUGUCUAGUUCCUAAAAAAAAAAGUGAAAGGAGAAAAUAUUGUGAUUAAUUAUAACCCAGCUUCUCAUUUAUUAGGAAUAAAAUCUCUCCCAAAACGUGCUGUUUUUAGAGAUGUGCUUGAAAACUGUAGCCUAAAACUGGUAUCAUUCAGAAUAAAACAGAUUGAUAAAAGUAAGUAUGUGUAUUUUAUGCUUAAAAAAU
This is a messenger RNA of Loxodonta africana (African savanna elephant), 6265 nucleotides long. It is a transcript of the gene NSMCE4A, whose product is annotated as NSE4 homolog A, SMC5-SMC6 complex component. Bases 16 to 1185 code for a protein of 389 amino acids. NCBI's taxonomy places the organism in Eukaryota, Metazoa, Chordata, Mammalia, Proboscidea, Elephantidae. Gene Ontology annotation, biological process: DNA repair. The record is from RefSeq and is a predicted model, not a curated record. Gene Ontology annotation, cellular component: Smc5-Smc6 complex; nucleus. The transcript is spliced from 11 exons.